Messenger RNA from Physcomitrium patens, 1513 nucleotides. Its product is annotated as rRNA 2'-O-methyltransferase fibrillarin 2. The record is from RefSeq and is a predicted model, not a curated record. Gene Ontology annotation, biological process: rRNA methylation; box C/D sno(s)RNA 3'-end processing. Lineage: Eukaryota; Viridiplantae; Streptophyta; Bryopsida; Funariales; Funariaceae. Gene Ontology annotation, molecular function: rRNA methyltransferase activity; RNA binding; histone H2AQ104 methyltransferase activity. Gene Ontology annotation, cellular component: small-subunit processome; box C/D methylation guide snoRNP complex; nucleolus.
GGAGAGAAGGGAGGGAAACCCUAAAACCCUCGCUCCCUCGCUCGUCGUCGUCGUCGCGGCAGCGCCAGUGCAGAAGCCAUUUCUACCUCCACCUCGCGGUUGCAGCGAGUCUGUCUCGAGCGUCCCCGCGCUCUCCUCACCUUCCUUUGCAUCAAUUCUGAAGUGGGUGCAACGAUGAGGCCUCCAUUGACCAGAGGCGGCGGGGGUUUUCGAGGCGGACGAGGAGGAGGCAGGGGCGAUGGGGGAGGUCGCGGAGGUGGCCGUGGAGGUAGAGGCGGGGACAGAGGCGGGCGAGGGAUGCGAGGCGGUGGUAGAGGAGGAGGAGGGGGCCGUGGUGGCGGUCGCGGAGGAGGACGAGGCGGUGGCAUGAAAGGAGGAGCCAAGGUGAUCAUCGAGCCACACAGGCACGAGGGAGUUUUCGUUGCCAAGGCAAAGGAAGACGCGCUUGUGACGAAGAACUUGGUCCCCGGAGAGAGUGUGUAUGGAGAGAAGCGCAUUUCGGUUGACAACGAGGAUGGAACCAAGACAGAGUACCGUGUGUGGAAUCCGUUUCGAUCCAAGCUGGCGGCUGCCAUCUUGGGUGGAGUGGACAAUAUUUGGAUUAAGCCCGGUGCUCAUGUGCUCUACCUUGGAGCUGCGUCGGGAACUACUGUGUCGCAUGUUUCCGAUGUUGUUGGACCGUCGGGUAUCGUCUAUGCUGUCGAAUUCUCUCAUCGGAGUGGGCGAGAUCUAGUGAACAUGGCGAAGAAGCGUACGAAUGUUAUCCCCAUCAUUGAGGAUGCUAGACAUCCGAUGAAGUACCGCAUGUUGGUCGCUAUGGUGGAUGUCAUCUUUGCUGAUGUUGCGCAGCCUGAUCAGGCUCGAAUUGUUGCAAUCAAUGCUCAUAACUUCUUGAAGAACAGUGGCCAUUUUGUUAUUUCUAUCAAGGCCAAUUGUAUCGAUUCGACAGUGCCUGCUGAGGCUGUGUUUGCUGCAGAGGUGAAGAAGUUGCAGAAGGAGCAAUUCAAGCCUGCUGAGCAGGUUACUCUUGAGCCGUUCGAGAGGGACCAUGCUUGUGUGGUUGGUACUUACCGUGCACCGAAGAAAGCCAAGCCAGCUGCUGGCUCAUAGAUUUAGGUUUUCCCAAUGAGGUUUUAGGAAUUCUACUUUUAGACUGCAUGUGGUUUAUGAAAGCUUGAAUGGAGCGCAGCCUUGAAGCUACGAGCAGCUGUCGAUUUUCAGCUGAAGGUAUGCUUUUAGCUACAGUUCACUGUGCCUUGAUCUUCAUAUUCUGUAACCAUUAGUGAGUUUCAUGAACGUGCCUUCCACAUUGGCACUGUUCCUGGAGUUACAAUGUAGUUCCCAACGUCGCGCUUGGCUUGGGCCUGGUGGCAUUAGAUUUCCUCUAGGUCAACAGUCAGAAGGCAGUAUUGAAUAGGCCUCACUUCGACUGAGCAGCUAUUUGACCACUUAUGCAAUCUCCUGCGAUGUGACCACCGUUCAAUGUAACAAAGUCAUGCAUUCUCUCCCCCAU